AUGAAGCUGCCAGGCCAGGAGGAGUUUGAAGUCUCCAGUGCUUGCGAAAAUAUACCCACAGGAGAGCUGGACAGUGGCCCUGACUCUGGCCCCAGCCCUGAUGGCCCCUUAGACACAGACAGCAGGGAACAGCAGGUACCCAAGGACCCUCUACCUUUCAUCCAGCUGAAUGAGCUGCUGGGCUGGCCCCAGGCGCUGGAGUGGAGAGAGACAGGCAGGCGGGUGCUGUUUGAGAAGUUGGAAGUGGGUGCAGGCAGGUGGAGCGCCCCCGUGCCCACCGUGGCACUGCCCAGCCUCCAGAAGCUCCGCAGCCUGAUGGCCAAGGGACUUGUCCUGCUGGACUGUCCAGCUCAGAGCCUCCUGGAGCUCACGGAGCAGGUGACCAGAGUGGAGUCGCUGAGCCCAGAGCUGAGAGGGCAGCAGAGACCCCCACACCUCAUCCAGACCACAGGCACCAGCCCCUGCUGAGGAUCUGCUCAUCCAAUAGAGGCUUCUCACAAGGAGGAAGCCCCCCUGCAGGAACAGCAUCAGAACCCUCUGAGAGAGAAGCUCCCACCAGGGGCUGAAGCGGGGGCUGUGCUGGCAAGAGAGCUGGGCUUCCUGGAACAGCCAGUGGGGGUCUUUGUGUGACUGCAGGAUCCAGUGGUGCUGGGGCCCCUUACUGAAGUGCCCCUCCCCAGCAGGUUUUUCUGCCUUCUCCUUGGCCCUCCCACACAGGGAAGGGGGCACCGUGAGAUGGGCGGGGCAGUGGCCAUCCUCCUCAGUGACCCGCAAUUCCAGUGGUCAGUUCGGUGGGCCACCAACUUUCAUGACCUUCUGGCAGCCCUGGAUGCUUUCCUAGAAGAGGUGACAGUGCUCCCUCUAGGUCGAUGGGACCCAACAGCUCAAACUACCCCACCUAAAUGUCUGCCUUCUGAGCACAAAAGGCUCCCCUCGCAACUGUGGGAGCCCAAGGGCCCCUCUGCCCGGCGAAGGACCCCGGCUGAGGACAGGCACGGCCGCGGGCCGCACGCGGCCAGCCCGGAGUUGCGGCGGACUGGCAGGCUCCUUGUCCAGGACGUGCGCCGGAAGGCCUCGUGGUACCGCAGCGACUUCUUGGACGCCCUGCACCCCCAGUGCUUCUCAGCCGUGCUCUACAUUUACCUGGCCACCGUCACUAACGCCUUCACUUUCGGGGGUCUGCUGGGAGAAGCCACCGACGGUGCUCAGGGGGUGCUGGAAAUCUUCCUGGGCACACCACUGGCUGGAGCUGCCUUCUGCCUGAUGGCCGGCCAGCCCCUCACCAUCCUCAGCAGCACCGGGCCAGUGCUAGUCUUUGAACACCUGCUCUUCUCCUUCAGCAGAGAUCACAGCCUGGACUACCUGCCCUUCCGCCUGUGGGUAGGCAUCUGGGUGGCCACCUUCUGCCUGGUGCUGGUGGCCACGGAGGCCAGCGUGCUGGUGCGCUACUUUACCCGCUUCACUGAGGAAGGCUUCUGUGCUCUUAUCAGCCUCAUCUUCAUUUAUGAUGCCGUGGGCAAAAGGCUGACCUUGACCCGUGCCUAUCCCAUCCAGAGACCUGGCUCUCCUGCCUAUUGCUGCCAGUACACAGACCCAGGAGGAAAUGAGUCUCAGUGGACAAGCACAAAGCCAAAAGACAGAGAUGACCUCUCCACACAAGACCUAGGCCUGGUCAAUGCAUCCUUGCUGCCCCCACCUGAGUGUGCCCAGCAGGGAGGCCAUCCUCGUGGGCCUGGCUGUCAUACAGUCCCAGACAUUGCCUUCUUCUCCAUUCUCCUCUUCGUUACUUCCUUCCUCUUUGCCAUGGCCCUCAAGCACGUAAAGACCAGCCGCUUCUUCCCCUCCAUGGUGUGCAAGAUGCUGGGUGACUUCUUCUCAGUCCUGGCCAUCCUGCUGGGCUGUGGCCUCGAUGCCUUCCUGGGCCCAGCCACGCCGAAGCUCACGAUGCCCAGAGAGUUCAAGUCCACACUCCCUGGACGUGGCUGGCUGGUGUCACCUUUUGGAGCCAACCCCUGGUGGCUGAGUGUGGCAGCCACCCUGCCUGCCCUGCUCUUCCUCAUCUUCAUGGAUCAGCAGAUCACAGGGGUCAUCCUCAACUGCACCGAAUAUAGACUGUUGGGUAAGACCAAGGGAGCUGGCUUCCACCUGGACCUCCUCUGUGUGUCCGUGCUGAUGCUGCUGAGAGAGAGCAGAGCCUGUGCCCCGGGGGAGGCUCCCAGCUUCCUGGGCAUCAGAGAGCAGAGGCCGACGGGUCUGGCAGUGUUCAUCCUCACAAGAAUCUCCAUCUUCCUGGCACCUAUACUCAAGUUCAUCCCAAUGCCUCUGCUCUAUGGCAUCUUCCUAUACAUGGGGGUGACAGCAAUUAGCAGCAUCCAGUUCACGAAGAGGGUACAGCUAUUAUUGAUGCCAGCAAAGCACCAGCCGGACCUUCUGCUCUUACGGCAUGUGCCUCUGAGGAGGGUCCCCUUCUUCACAGCCAUCCAACUUGCCUGCCUGGGUCUGCUUUGGAUAAUCAAGUCUACCCCUGCAGCCAUCAUCUUCCCCCUCAUGUUGCUAGACCUGGUGGGGGUCUGAAAAGCAUUGGAGUGGGUCUUCUCACCACAGGAACUCCUCUGGCUGGAUGAGCCGAUGCCAGAGAAGGAGAGAAGCAUCACUGAGAAGGGGCUGGAGCCAGAGUACUCAUUCAGUGGAAGUGACAAUGAAGAUUCAGAGCUGAUGUAUCAGCCAUAGGCUCCGGAAAUCAACAUCUCUGUGAAUUAG
Molecule: messenger RNA, 2760 nt
Organism: Mesoplodon densirostris (Blainville's beaked whale)
Lineage: Eukaryota; Metazoa; Chordata; Mammalia; Artiodactyla; Ziphiidae
Gene: SLC4A9
Product: solute carrier family 4 member 9
Biological process (GO): monoatomic anion transport; transmembrane transport; regulation of intracellular pH
Cellular component (GO): plasma membrane; basolateral plasma membrane
Molecular function (GO): sodium:bicarbonate symporter activity; solute:inorganic anion antiporter activity; monoatomic anion transmembrane transporter activity
Source: RefSeq, a predicted model, not a curated record